Molecule: messenger RNA, 1080 nt
Organism: Gossypium arboreum
Lineage: Eukaryota; Viridiplantae; Streptophyta; Magnoliopsida; Malvales; Malvaceae
Product: ubiquitin-conjugating enzyme E2 2-like
Exons: 6
Coding region: 367-825 (152 amino acids)
Source: RefSeq, a predicted model, not a curated record
UAUUUAUUUCAUGAUAAAUCAAAAUUUUCUGAGACAAACAAUCUAAAUCGAAUAAAAUUUUUUGUUAUUCAGAUUCUUUCUUCUUUUCUAUCGCUUUCUGAUUUCCUCUGCUACUUUUCUCUCCACUCAUCCCUUCCAAUUUUCACACUCUUUUCCUUUUUUUUUUUCAUUUUUAUUAUAUAAAUAAAUUUCAGUUGAUCAAUUAUAUCAAGUUGAAACCCUAAACUCUUCAAAUUUUCUGGUUGCUUAUCUCCUCGUUCAGCAUUAACUUCCUGCUAUAAGAAUAACCAGUUGGGUGGUGAAAGCUCAUUGCUUGAUAUUGUUGUUGUUGGUGGCGGUGUGUAUGUGUGUGUGUAGGUGGUGACAAUGUCAACUCCUGCAAGGAAGAGGCUAAUGAGAGAUUUUAAGAGGUUGCAACAAGAUCCGCCUGCCGGUAUCAGUGGAGCACCUCAAGACAACAAUAUUAUGCUUUGGAAUGCAGUUAUAUUUGGUCCAGAUGAUACUCCAUGGGAUGGAGGUACGUUCAAGUUGACACUUCAAUUCACUGAAGAUUAUCCAAACAAACCCCCAACAGUGAGAUUUAUCUCCCGGAUGUUUCAUCCAAACAUUUAUGCCGAUGGAAGUAUUUGUCUGGACAUUUUACAGAACCAAUGGAGUCCUAUAUAUGAUGUAGCAGCUAUUCUCACAUCCAUCCAGUCAUUGUUGUGUGAUCCGAACCCAAACUCACCUGCAAACUCGGAAGCUGCUAGGAUGUUUAGUGAGAACAAGCGCGAGUACAACCGAAGAGUAAGGGAGAUUGUGGAGCAGAGCUGGACAGCGGACUAACUCCAUGUGGUAGUGGAACUGUCAGUUUUUAAGGUUUGAUGUCGUGGUGACAUUGCCACUUAGAGUGCUAUUCGCAGUACUAAUCAACUUUAAACUUGAUAUAUACCUCAUCGACUUUUGCAAUGUGCCAUAAGCUUGUGUAAAAUAGCAUAUGAAUUCUAUGUGGUCUAAGGUGUGAUUAUCAGAUAUGAAUCUGCAUCCGACACGGGUUUAUUUUUUAAAGUUUUAUCGUAUAUUAAGAGGUUCAUACCAUAA